UCGUUAGAAAAAGCGCCAUAUCACAAAUAAUUCGUGAAAGAAGAACUCCAGAACGAAAGGGUCACAUCCCGCUGGUGGAAGCCAGUCUAACAAAACCAAUGGAGGACCAGCUAGAAAGGUUCAUAAACUAGUUCCUAAACCCCACUCCAAAGUCCUAAUCCGUAUCCUUUUAUUCCCCCGUUCCCUCUGAGCUGCGCCCACUGAAUCCAGGUCAUCACUGCACUUUGUUCGUGUGAUCGUAUCAUCGUGUACUUUGCUUCCAGAGCCAGGAACCACACCACCAACCACUUCUCGCGCUCUCCAGCUCACUGGUUCUUGCCGAGAAAACGGAGGAGAAGAUUGAAUCUUUUUGCCAUCACUCUUGCUCAUCUGUUCUUCAUUCAGCGCCAUGGGCAGUACGCUGCUUCGGGUCUAUCCUUCUGAGCUCAAGAUUCCCUAUGAGGUCAAGAAGCAGCGGUCUUGCUGCAUGGAGCUGACGAACAGGACCGGCCAGUACGUGGCCUUCAAGGUGAAAUUUCCUGUCCUUGUUGCUGUUUCGAGCUGCUGCUGCUGCUGCCGUGCAUUGGGAGGGGGAAUGAUUGGCUCCUUCGAUGUCCCAAUACGUAGGUGAAAACAACGAACCCAAGGAAAUACUCUGUGAGGCACGCCUGCGGGUUGGCAUUGGCGCAGUUACUAUGCAGGCUCCAAUGGAAAUGCUAUCUGAUCACCACUGCAAGGACAAGUUCCUUGUGCAAAGUGUCGUGGUGCGGGAUGGGGCGACGAUGAAAGACUUCCUUCCCGAACUGUUCGUUAAAGCACCAGGUAGGGUAAUUGAGGAGUUCAAGCUGCGCGUGGUGUACGUUGCUGCUAAUCCUCCAUCACCGGUUCCAGAGGAAGAAGAGGAAGAGGAUUCAUCCCCUCGGUCAGAGGUGAUAGUCUGUGAAGAGAAAAGAUCACAUGUAUUUAAUGCUGCACCUACUUAUAUACGGGCAUCUGGAGAAGAACUUUCAUGUGCUGAGGUUACCUCUGUAAAAUCAAGGAUGGCUGAAGAGAAGGAAUGUGCAAUUGCGGUAGAAGAAAAACUGAACCUUCAAUACAAAAUGGAACUGCUCGAAGAAACCAGAUCAUCUCAACAACAAGAAGGAUUCUCACUGAUGUUUGUAGUGUUCGUCUUCAUGUCAUCUGUGUUCAUUGGACACUUAAUGAAUGACAUCAAGGUUUAGGCAGAUGGAUGCUUCUACAACAACCACUGUCACCAUUGCACUCUCCGUCGAAAUUGUUUCUUCGUUCAAUUCACAUUUGAGUAUAGCUUCAUUCUCAGUAGCAAACAGUAUAUACUGUAUCUAGAAAUAGAAAACGUUUCAUCAGGAACCUGCAGUUCGGAGUUGUAUAAACCCACAGGAUUUCCUAACAGUACUACUUUCCAAUGGCCUGUCCAUUUAACAGAUAUUUCCUCCA
Messenger RNA from Sorghum bicolor (sorghum), 1437 nucleotides. Its product is annotated as vesicle-associated protein 1-3. The record is from RefSeq and is a predicted model, not a curated record. NCBI's taxonomy places the organism in Eukaryota, Viridiplantae, Streptophyta, Magnoliopsida, Poales, Poaceae. Gene Ontology annotation, biological process: endoplasmic reticulum membrane organization. Gene Ontology annotation, cellular component: plasma membrane; endoplasmic reticulum membrane. The transcript is spliced from 7 exons. Bases 591 to 1202 code for a protein of 203 amino acids.